Molecule: messenger RNA, 1499 nt
Organism: Prosopis cineraria
Lineage: Eukaryota; Viridiplantae; Streptophyta; Magnoliopsida; Fabales; Fabaceae
Exons: 6
Coding region: 296-1192 (298 amino acids)
Molecular function (GO): phosphoprotein phosphatase activity
Source: RefSeq, a predicted model, not a curated record
CACCAUCCCUCUCCCCAUGCUCCCCAUUGCGCGUCCUGUUUCCUCUCCUCGAUGGCUCGAUUGUCGCCUCUCGCCGGAACUAGUUACCAGAUCCUGUGAUCACCAAUUCAUUCCCUCAGUCUAUCCAAUACACGCGCCACCUCUGCGCAUUCCGAUAUCUCUUCUCCUUUCUAUAUCUUGUCGUAUCACCACCGUCGCGCCCUGGAGAGUCAAACGUAUAUACAGAGACGCUAAUAAGUAAUAUCAGCACUAUAAGCCAUCGUAGUUGUUGUGUGGUGGGGAAGAAUCGAUCCAUAUGGGCGAGUUGACUCAGGCGGAGGUAUACUCGCCGAGGACUCAUCAAGUCUGGAGGGCACUGUUGAGCUGGUUAGCCGCCUUCUUCCAUAUCUUCUUCCAAAUUAUUACAGCUCUCGGCCACUACCCUUUACUCUCCUUCUCUUCCUCUGCUCCUUCCUUUAAACCUCUGCCCACCGUUGAGUUGCAGGAAUCUGAUUUGCCGCCAUCCUCCGCUGUUGAUAUCACCGCUGCGGAGUAUUCCGGCGUCAACGAUCGGUCUGUCCGAAAACUCACGGUAGUGCUUGAUUUGGAUGAAACAUUGGUUUGUGCAUAUGAGACGUCAAGUUUACCAGCCACACUUCAUUCUCAAGCAAUAGAAGCUGGUUUGAAUUGGUUUGAACUGGAAUGUAUAUCUUCAGAUAAGGAAGGAGAUGGAAAACCAAAUGUCAAUUAUGUUACGGUUUUUGAACGUCCUGGUUUGAAGGAAUUCUUAAGGCAACUUAGUGUAUUUGCUGACUUGGUGCUAUUCACUGCUGGUCUUGAAGGUUAUGCCAGACCCCUUGUUGACAGAUUAGACACGGAAAACUGGUUUAGUCUACGACUUUAUAGACCCUCAACAACUAGCACGCAAUAUAGGGAACAUGUGAAAGAUCUUUCUGGAAUAUCAAAGGAUCUGUGCCGAAUAGUUAUUGUUGACAACAAUCCCUUCAGCUUUUUAUUGCAACCACUAAAUGGAAUUCCAUGCGCCCCGUUUUCUGCUGGGCAACCACAUGACACACAGCUUCUAGAUGUCAUUCUUCCUCUUCUCAAGCACCUCUCUGAGCAGAAGGAUGUAAGACCUGUGCUCUACGAGAAGUACCAAAUGCCUGAGUGGUUUCAAAAGCAAGGAAUUCCCGCUUCCUGUUGGACAUUGUAGGAUUAACAUUUUUUGGAAUCAAACUCUACUGCUUUUUGUACAAUUUUUAGUUUUAUUGCUGGAAGCAACAUCGGUCGGUGGAAGAAAUAGACCUUCUAUAUAGCAUCAAUUUGUUUCUGGGAAAUCUAGAGGUUUCAGAUUCUGCUUCUUGUAGUCAAAACCGUUCGCCAUUUAUGUAUCUACAUCUAUAGAAGUUUGAUUCUUAUGUUAAUGUUGUUUAUAGGCUUGCAAUCUGCCGCAAUGUAAUGAAUCUUGUUAGUCUCUUGUACAACUGUUUAUUUAUAAUUAUUAGCAGUUAAAGUAUUCA